CAACAUGAUCCUCUAAUAGUAACUUCUCAAAAAGCUUCAGACCAUAAUGAUUCGAGUUCUCUAAAAGAAUCAGCGACAGAAAGUGGCAAAGUGCCACCAUCGGUUGUUCAAACAUCGGGUGAUCCCGUUUUGGAUAAAUUAAAGAUUAGAUUUCGUUCAAGAAAUGACUCGGUUUUACAAAAAUUGAAAAUUGA
This is a messenger RNA of Scutellospora calospora, 194 nucleotides long. NCBI's taxonomy places the organism in Eukaryota, Fungi, Glomeromycota, Glomeromycetes, Diversisporales, Gigasporaceae. The record is from the annotation of a GenBank genome assembly.